AUGGUCAUCAAAGGCGUGGUUUUUGAUGUCGGGCAGACUCUAUCUAAUCAGCUAGACAAAGAAAUGCUUUUUGAGCGUUGCAAAGUGUAUUAUGGGUACGUCUAUGACCAAUUAGUAGCCCGGAAUCUUCAAGACCGCUUCCCCUGCCUCAGCAGCUAUACACGUGAGGAAUAUGUUAAUGAUCUCAACACCUUAAAUAUCGGAGUGCGAAAACAAAAAAACAUAUCGACUGAGGUAUACACUGAAUAUCGUAUGUCAGAGCAAGCUAUACAAGUUUUGGUUGACAGACAAAAUACAGCUGCAGGAACAAGUGAAAAUAGGGAAAUUUAUUAUGAUCUUUUACCUGUUUUUGAUGAAAUUUUUUCAGGUCGUGAAGCGAUCCAGCAAGGGAUUUAUGAGCUGUGGCCUGAUACUUUAGAUACUUUAAGAGAGCUGAAAAGGCUUGGCUAUCAAAUUGCAUUAGCUUCUAACUCAGCUCACCCUGUAAAGCACGAACAGAUGCUUGAGCAGCUUGGCAUUACCCCAUUUAUAGACGUACUAGUCGUUUCUGCAUAUGUCGGCGUUCGCAAGCCUAACCCAAAAAUGCUAGAAAUUAUCCUUGAAAGGAUGAAUUUAACUAAAGAAGAAGCCGUCAUUGUAGGCGACUUAUUAGACCGCGACGUUUUGAUGGGAAAUUUACUCGGGGUCACCUCAAUAUGAAUUAAUGCUAUUCCAUACAGCCUUGACCAAAACUUAAAAAGGAUCAGAGAAGCCAACCCUCAAUAUAUGCCAAAAGCUGGGAUAGUCUGUUUAUCGCAGCUGAUCCCUACCAUAAAUUACUUGAAUAAUGAAACUCCUGAGUCAAACCAGGUCAAAGUCGGCUAUUAUUUCCCACAUUUACGAAAAAAAUUAGAAACUGGUAAACAAGGCGCUUUUGUGUCAAAUUCCAAAGUUUUUUAUAUGCCGAUUGAACUAAGAGCGCCUAUUGAGAGCUUAGGGAAUUUUGAUGUUAUUGUCCAUAAGGUCACUGAUAUGAUGCUGUCUGGAAAGCCAGAAGACCAAGAAGGGCUUGACAAUUUGCGAGCUUACUUAGAAAGCCACCCAAAUGUCUUGCUAUUAGACCCCCUUGAAGGGCUCCGAAUCACCAAUUCUCGAAGAGAAUUUCUUAGCCAGUUUAACCCUAUUCUAAUAGAAAGCCAAAAUAUCACAGUACGAGCUCCAGAGCUGCUGACCCAAGAAAACAUAAAAUUCCCAUGUAUUGUGAAAACCAAUGUGGCCUGCCAAGUUAAAGGAAGCCAUAGCAUGGCUCUAGUAAAAAAUCAAGAAGGCCUAAAAGAUGCAUUCAAAUUUAUAUACGGAGACAUUGUAAUAUCUGAAUGGGUCAGUCAUUUAGGAGGAGUUUAUAAGGUUUAUGUGCUAGGAGACGAGUUCCAGGUGACUCCUAAAGAUUCAUUUGCGCUGGAUGAAAAUGAUUUUAUUUUGUUUGAUAGUGCUAAAGAGUUGCCGAGUGGGCUUAGAAUGCUGCCUCCUGUGCAAGAGAUAAAUGAGGUAGUUGUGGAGGAAACUAAUAGGCAUUUGAAAGAAUUUACAGGACUAGGGAUGCUAAGCUAUGACCUUUUGAUUGAAGAGGGGACUGGGGAUUAUGUGAUAGUUGACUUGAACUAUUUCCCUGGAUAUUAUAGUAUUUUGGCUAUUUUCUCUUGUGAUGGAAUAAUAAAAGUAUUUUUUUAUGAAUCCAAAGCUUAUCUGUUAAGUUUUAAAUGCUGUAAUAGAAGAAAAAUAGCCAAUAGACUAUAUACCUUCCCAGACUACAAAGAAGCGAUGAAUAGAUACAUUCUUUCAAGCGUUAAUAAAUUUAGGGAAAAUUAA
Molecule: messenger RNA, 1848 nt
Organism: Blepharisma stoltei
Lineage: Eukaryota; Ciliophora; Heterotrichea; Heterotrichida; Blepharismidae
Source: the annotation of a GenBank genome assembly